Messenger RNA from Tricharina praecox, 1844 nucleotides. RefSeq lists its product as uncharacterized. Gene Ontology annotation, molecular function: RNA binding. The transcript is spliced from 6 exons. Gene Ontology annotation, biological process: mRNA processing. The record is from RefSeq and is a predicted model, not a curated record. Gene Ontology annotation, cellular component: nucleus. The coding region runs from base 155 to 1834 and encodes 559 amino acids. Lineage: Eukaryota; Fungi; Ascomycota; Pezizomycetes; Pezizales; Pyronemataceae.
ACAGGCUAUCUUCCUAAUAGCUGGUGACGCAUCAUCUCGUUCCAGUGAUUACCGCACCAAACCUUUUCUCCGAAACACGACUAGCUUCGUGGAAUCAUAUUGAGACGAAAAGGAUCGAUAAUCGGGAAAGAAGAUAUACAUACGCGUCGCGAGGAUGUCCGGUCUAGAUGUAGAAGCCCUUCUCGAAGCUUCAGAGAGCAAUAAGCCAAGACAGCAACCUGAUCGAAACAACAGUUCUCCUUCAUCCCCGAGGCCGGAACGCAACGGCGGCGGAAGCGUUAAGUCCUCCUCGUCCAGAAGGGACAAGGACCGGAAUAGGGACGAUAGGGGCGAACGUCACAGAAGAAGAAGCCGGAGCAGAGAGAGUGGUGACAGACGUCGUAGGGAUUCUUACUACGAGGACCGUGAUGAGUAUUAUGAGUCUUCGUCGCGCUACAGGCACCGAUCCCGCGAUGACCGCGACGACGACAGAUACUACUCCUCUAGACGCGACCGCCGUGACAGAGACUACUACGAUGAGCGCGAUAGGGACGACCACCGCGACAAAUCGGAACGUACGCCCAGGAGGUCAAGGAGCCCGCGCAAGCGUGGCGGUGAGCGUGGUGCAGGAAGACCCAGGACCAGAAGUCGCUCUCCACAAUUGACAGAAGACGAGCGCGAUCGUCGUACCGUGUUUGUUCAGCAGCUGGCUGCGAGACUGAGGUCCAAGGAACUGAUUGCUUUCUUUGAAAAGGUUGGCCCAGUCAAGGAAGCUCAGAUUGUCAAGGACAGAGUUAGCGGCAGGUCGAAAGGUGUUGGCUACGUCGAGUUCAAGGAUGAAGCUUCUGUGCAAAAGGCUAUUCAGUUAACCGGACAGCGUUUACUCGGUAUUCCCGUCAUCGCACAGCUCACGGAAGCAGAGAAGAAUCGACAGGCUCGUGUCAACGCGACUGAGUCGAACUCGGCGAAUCAGGUUCCGUUCCAUAGGCUAUAUGUCGGCAACAUCCACUUCAGCAUUACCGAAGCCGAUCUCACCAACGUCUUCGAGCCUUUCGGCGAGCUGGAAUUUGUUCAACUUCAAAAGGAGGAUAGCGGAAGGAGCAGGGGUUAUGGUUUUGUCCAGUUCCGCGAUCCCAAUAAUGCGCGCGAGGCUCUUGAGAAAAUGAACGGCUUCGAUUUGGCUGGCCGUCCCAUCCGGGUUGGCCUUGGCAACGACAAGUUCACGCCCGAAUCCACCGCACAGAUGCUCCAGCGCUUCUCCGGUUACAAUCAGGGAUUCCAGGGCUCUGCUUUCGAGUCCCGUAACCGCGGUACUGAUCGUGUUGGCCGUGCAGACGAUAAAGCCACCGGAACUGGCGCAAGUGCGCUCGACGAUACCGAUGUUGCAGGAGUAAAUUUCAAUAAUUAUAGCAGAGAUUUACUUAUGCGCAAGUUGGCUCGACAGGAUGAUCCUCCGGAGAGGAACGGCGCCGGAAAAGAUGCCCCCAGGCAGCGAGCUCCCGACACGGUUGUCCACGCCCAGAAGCCACUCCCAGUGAACGUGCCAAUGGCCAGUAGAUGUGUUGUUCUGAAGAACAUGUUCGAUCCCGCCGAGGAAACCGGAGAAGCGUGGAUCAAAGAACUUGAAGAUGACGUUAAGGGCGAGUGCGAGGAGAAGUAUGGCCACGUUGUUCACAUAUCUCUUGACCCCAACAGCCAGGGCGAGAUCUACAUCAAGUUUGAUAAAGUCAACGGCGGCGAGAAGGCGAUCCAGGGACUCAACGGACGGUUCUUCGGAGGCAGGCGAAUUUCCGCCUCCCCUGUUGUCGACGCGGUGUACGCCAGUUUGUUCGGUAGGGCGAGUAGUAGGGCGUAAGCUCUACUCU